Glossina fuscipes is the source of this 1044-nucleotide messenger RNA. RefSeq names its product peroxisomal membrane protein 11C (gene Pex11c). The record is from RefSeq and is a predicted model, not a curated record. The transcript is spliced from 5 exons. Gene Ontology annotation, cellular component: peroxisomal membrane. The coding region runs from base 117 to 821 and encodes 234 amino acids. NCBI's taxonomy places the organism in Eukaryota, Metazoa, Arthropoda, Insecta, Diptera, Glossinidae. Gene Ontology annotation, biological process: peroxisome fission.
CAAUUGCUGAUUUUAAUGGUUAUUAAUAUUUUUGAAAUAGUAUUGACAUCAAUGCGGUCUUGUGGAGUUUUAUGGAGUUUAUUAUUAUAUUAUUGAAGUGAAACAGGAAGGAAAAAAUGUCUACAAUUAAAUACCUGAAUGAAUUUUGCGAUAUUAUAGACACUUAUGGCGGCCGUGAUAAGGUUAUGAAGGCCUUAUGUUAUGGUACAAAAUUAAUUGGCGGCUAUUAUGCGGAUCGCAAGCCCGAAUUGGCGAAACGUUAUGCUAUUGCCAGCUCUCGAAUAUCAGGAGCACGUGCAACGUUACGUUUAAUUGAUGAUGUUCCUAUGAUUCAGUACGCCUUAGAGUAUGGAUGGGGUCAAAAUGAAAGUGAUCGUGUUAUGGCUUUAUUGGGGGUAACAGCGAAUCUAGUCGACCUAAUUUAUUAUCCAGUCGAAAAGAUAUGUUGGUUGGCUGAACAUAGAAUCGUAGAUGUGCAUAAUUACGAUUAUUGGGAUAAAGUUAAUACAAUAUUUUGGGUGCUGUCAGUUUACUUAAAUUUGAUGAGAACUCUAAGAAAUUUCGGGCUAAAUCAACAAAAGCUUAAUAAACUAAAUGAAAUGCAGAAACCAUCCAUUGAUGAUACGGUGUUAAGGAAACAUCGCCUUGAAGUGUGCUCCUUAGUGCGGUUGACUUUAGAUUUUGUGCAUGCCGUCAGUUACUUACCAAAAGGUUAUUUAUGGGGCGGCAAAUUGUCGACACUUCAGGUCGGUGCUGUUGGUACAUUAUCGUCUUUCUUAUACCUUUAUCAAAUAUUCACUAAGCGGAACCUUAACAAAUAACGUACUUUAAAAUUAGAUUGGUUCUUAGAGCAAUCCUGUCAGCUAAGUAAGUGUGUCCUUUCGUGCAACUAUAGGUUUAAACUAAGCUUAAUGUUAUUUGUAGAAAAAUUGAAAACAAAAUAUUUAGAUACAAGUUUGCGUCAAUUAUUGUAUUAUAACAUAUUGUAUCAACUGUACAUUAAGAAGAUCAAAAACAAUAAAAUGGCAAUAUUUUUCAAGAAAA